CCCCACUCUUGGCCAUGUCCCGGAUGUACCUACAUUUUAGUAGAGGAACAAAAAAUGGGCUCAUUACCAAGCUUCACCAAACCGUUUAAAUUAUCCCCACACACGAUCUUUGCACAUGUAUGAGGACCAGUCCGCACAUUUGAUCCGAGUCUACGUCCGUUGUCGCCGUGCCUGUAACGUGAUUCAUGAUAUUGAAGAGGAUUUUACAGCUAGAACGGCUUGGUUCGAGAGUAUAACAGCGGCCUCUAGAAGUAAAAUGAAAACUAUCACUGUGAAGUUGGAGGUGAGCUUUGUGGGCCGAGUGUGUUGACACUGAUUUGAGCUUCACACUGCUGACAGGGCCUUCCGCCUCACACCGUCACCCCUGUAGCGAAGAGUGAUGACCUCACAGCAGCAUGGGAACGCCAACCCUGCCCUACUCUCUCCACAGAACUCUUCAUCCAGUCAGGGCAGGCAACACAUUCCACGUUCCCCAAUAGACUCGCAUUCUCGAUCCGGGGUCUCCUCUUCUCGGAGAGGCUGGGUUGCGGCGUCCUCAUCCACAACACCUCACGGUAACUCCCUCGCACUCUCUCUAAGCCGACUGGCUCCGUCAUCGAGUAAUUCCGGCUCCUCUAGGAGAACUACUGGCCGGGUCGAGCCGUGGCCGGAAGAGGCCGUGGACGAUGCGUAUGGGCUUUAUUCGCUUCACCGCAUGUUUGAUAUUGUGGGUGCGCAGCUGACACAUCGCGAUGUGCGAGUGCUGUCCUUCCUUUUUGUGGACGUUAUUGACGAGUACGAGAGAGGAGGGAUACGGAGUGGACGAGAUUUCUUGCUUGCGCUGGAGCGGCAGGGGCGGUGUGAUGAGACAAACUUUCGACAUGUUCUUCAGCUGCUCCGUAUCAUCACUCGCCAUGACCUGCUGCCCUACGUUACACUGCGCAAAAGACAAACAGUAUGCCCAGAUCCAGUAGAUAAAUAUCUAGAGGAGACAUCAGUACGUUACGUUUCUCCGAGAGGAGCAGGAGAGGCCCAGCAGGGCACUCAUCACAGAAGAACAGGACCCCAGCCAUUGAUCUGCUGUCCUCCUUCAGGACACCAGGUAUGCCCACCUCGUGCUAAACCCAUCCCACCUACACCAAGUAGGAAAAGGAAGAGAUCUCACAUGACAGCUGACUGCAGAGAAAAACUGACCUGUGAUAUACGACUGAGAGUGCGUGCAGAGUACUGUCAGCAUGAGUCGGCUCUACAAGGCAACGUCUUCUCCAACAAGCAGGAGGCGCUAGAGAGGCAGUUUGAGCGUUUUAACCAGGCCAAUACCAUCCUCAAAUCCCGUGACCUGGGUUCCAUUAUUUGUGACAUCAAGUUCUCAGAGCUGACCUACCUGGACGCUUUCUGGCGGGACUACAUCAACGGCUCACUUUUGGAAGCCCUGAAGGGCGUUUUCAUCACAGACUCUCUAAAGCAAGCAGUGGGCCACGAGGCCAUUAAGCUCCUGGUGAACGUAGAUGAAGAAGACUACCAGGCUGGCAGGAGGAAGUUGUUAAGGAACCUGGUGGCAGGGGGUGCUGGUGCAGGCAUGGGGAACAGGGAGGUUCCCUUGUCCUAGUGGAGGGAUUGACUCAGUCGAUAAGUGGAAAGAAUUAAGAGGUUCCCUGAUGAGGAGAGAGUGGACACUAAUGAGAAGGUAUUAACUGGGAAAAAAGAAUAGUGAGGAAUGUAAACAAAGGGGAAGUGACUCUUUAAAGAAAGGUGCUGUACAAGAAAAGAGGCCGGGAUUUGCAUCUCCAGCUAACAUGUAUGGAAAGAUAGAAGUUGAAGAGUGGUAUGGAAAGUUGUUAUUUCUAUUUUAUUUUGAGUAUCUCAAGUUGUGGAAAUAAAAUAUGAAGGGGAAAGUAUCGGACAAAGAAGGCAUUUCAUUUCUUUUGUCUGUUUUCUUGCAUAAACAACACUAAUGCUUUUGUUUUUAAGCUUGUGUGAAAUGUUUCCAUCAAGUCUUGUUGCACAACCGUUUGCUCUUUAGUGAAAUUCUCCUGGUUAAACUAAACCUAUUCAUCUCAAAGAUUAACAGAGAGGAUGCAUAAUGUUAGACACAACUGAUUUGCCUCUAAAACACUAUGUGGCACAUUGCUUCAACUCAUCAAGAAAUAAUUCCCACAUCAAUGUUGUUUAAUGAACUAUCCAUGCACAGUUUUUUGUUGAUGUGAGCAUUCUACGGAGUGUUUAGAAAAUCAAAAAUAGCUUCUUAGCACACUGCAAAGUUUUUCCUUCACUAUGGAAUCUUGAGAAAGUACACGUUCUCCGUUUCUGUUUAAUCACUGAAGUUAUUGCACAUUUAUGUUGUCUUAGUAAUUUCACAGGGGGGACUGGCCAACAUCUAAAGAUUUUGGGAGAGGACUUCGUUUUCAAUGUGGCUUAUGAAAUGCUUUGUUGCAAGUUGUGUUUUGAUACAUAUCACUGUAAUUGUUUCUCUUUUCUUUAAGGGAGGAGGGCACUGGCAUAUGUCCACUUUUGUUUGAAUUUGCAACUUUGUGGUCCCUCUUUAUCCAGAAUUUCCCCAAAUGAUUGAUAUUUGGGCACCAUAGGCCUGCACAUAUCCUUGUUUGGACCAAAAUUGAGCUCCGAAAUUCAUCAUUAUUGUUUGUUAUUGGUUGGCAGAUUUAGUUGAAAUUUAUUGGCCUAGAGUUUGGUGCAUCAUUAAUACUGUAAUAUUUAGAUAUAUGCCUAUUUAAAAGUUUAAAUGUAUGUUACGGCAGUAUUUGAUUAAGGCUUUGUAGAAUUUUUGCAAAGGUACAAAUGGGGUAAUUUUGUUAAAUCAGAAAAAGUAUUUGGUAGUUCUGAGAUUUGUUCUAGUAAAAAUGAAGGAUUACAACCAUUAUUACUUGUAAAAAAAAAAAAAAAGAAGAAAGAAAAGAGUGAUCUUGCAGCAAUGCAGAACAAUAGAAGCUAAACCUUUUUUUUUUACCAUUUUUCUGAUGCUCCUUGAUAGCACUUUUAGAUGUGCUUCAUUUAAUGCAGUUUCUACUUAUUUUAAUUUAAGCAAAUGUGUUCUGAGGAACAGCCUCUGCCAGGGAUUCUAUGUUGUAAUAAUCUGCUCUAACCUCUGCCCAACAAGUCUUGAAUGAAACUUCAUGCAGUUUGAAUAAUGUUUAUGUAAUAUCACAAAUUGUGCCAACCUGAUGAGCAACCUAUGUUUUAACAUGACUGAAGUGAGACAAAUGCCUGAGCAACAAACAAUUGCAAGAACAUGUGUAAUUUGGCCGACUUGAGAUCUUUUUUGCUUUUAAAAUACCAAAGUUAUUACUCUCUAUUUUCUCUAUUUAAUUCACUUCCUUUUUUCCCCCAUCUGUUAAGUAUAUGUAACUGUUGAAAAUAGAAAGAAUUAAAAUUUGUGGGGUACAGUGAAAAAGACAUUUAGAGAAGUUAGCUGUGGAUCAAUUAUUGCUACUGCUAUUAUUACAGAAGGAAGAAAAGCAUUUUGUAAUGUUUUCCUAAUGGAACUAAACAAAGUUACAGACUAGUAUCUAUUAUAUAGGUUACAUGUUCUAUUGAUUGUGUUCAAGUGUUUGUCUUUAUAUCUUGCACGUAUAUGACAUUGACCCCCUUAAAUAUCACACAGUGACAAAUAAGCUGUGGCCUGUAGGUCUGAAAUAUCUAGACAUUUCUAACCUUUUUUAUACUUAGAUUUUCAUAGAGAAAGAAAUGGGAUUGCUACUUUUUGGAGAAGUGAGAUGAGUAUUCUCAAAGUGACACAGUAGAACAGAUGAAGACGGAGCACUUUAUUUUUUACUCUCUCAAGUAUUUCACCUAUUGUAACCAUAUAUAGUAAUACAGCAUUCCAAAAUGUAGGAGAUGUUUGGCAUCGUUGACCAUCUGUCGCAUUAUGACUAAGAUUUUUGAAUAAUUUUAUUUUUGUUGACCAUGCCGGUGGUUGUUAAGUGAAAUAUUUACGUGCAAAAUAGACAGCUGGUUCAUUCAAUGUCUGUACAAAUCAAUAAACAAAUAAUUAAAAGUGCAA
This is a messenger RNA of Myxocyprinus asiaticus (Chinese sucker), 3997 nucleotides long. Its product is annotated as death effector domain-containing protein-like. The coding region runs from base 380 to 1588 and encodes 402 amino acids. Gene Ontology annotation, cellular component: nucleolus. Lineage: Eukaryota; Metazoa; Chordata; Actinopteri; Cypriniformes; Catostomidae. The record is from RefSeq and is a predicted model, not a curated record. Gene Ontology annotation, molecular function: protein binding; DNA binding. The transcript is spliced from 6 exons. Gene Ontology annotation, biological process: extrinsic apoptotic signaling pathway via death domain receptors; regulation of apoptotic process; apoptotic process.